This is a messenger RNA of Emiliania huxleyi CCMP1516, 970 nucleotides long. RefSeq lists its product as hypothetical. The transcript is spliced from 2 exons. The record is from RefSeq and is a predicted model, not a curated record. Lineage: Eukaryota; Haptophyta; Isochrysidales; Noelaerhabdaceae. Bases 216 to 875 code for a protein of 219 amino acids.
AUACCAGACAGUCGGGCCGGGAGAGACGUGUCGUCUCUCUCGGCGAUGGACUCGUCGCGACGCUGGCAGCGUAACUCUGUCGUCCUCGAGCAGGCGCGCGUCAACAUGUGGCCUGCAGGAGAGCAUCACCUCGGCGUCCACUGGAUAAGCGGGCUCGAGUGGAACAAGGCGGAGCUGGACCGCCGCAUCGCCGCAGGCGAGUUCUCCGCUGCGCAAUGCCUCUCGCGGCUGACCGACGGAAUGCCAAACUUCCACGGCCCGAUCAACGGGCCCGGUCGUCCAACGCUGGCGACCAAGUGGAAGCAGAGGGGGGGCGAGGCGGCCGCCACGUGGGCCUGCGGCCUGCGCAUUCAGGGCAAGCCAGGCGACCCCACGCCGAGCGGCCAACCGCUCACCACAAAGAUCUUCGUGGCGAAGGCAAACAGCGUGCAAAAAAACCAGCAGGAGCAGCUGGCAAGGAUCAAGAAGGGCGAGCUCUCCGUGGACUACGCCCUCUCCUGCAUGCGCGAUGGCGGCCCGCUCCGACGGAACUGGGGAGCGGCGGCCGACGCGGCGGUGCGGCAGCACAUCGACGCGCUCUGCAAGUUCCUGCGCGAGAUCAAGGAGCAGGCGCGAGCGGGGACGUACGCGUGACGAGUUCUGUUGGGAGUUCCGCGGUAGGCUACACAUCUAGUUGUGCGAUGGGCAAUACGUUUCGAGCCCGAUGUAAUGCAUGUGCGCGCUUGCGCUUCGUCGAGGGCGGCUGCAUCGGCUGUCCUUGUGGUGUCGUGAACCACGCUGAGUUGUGCGCUGGCCGGCACCUGGCCCCCCGGGGGUUGUUGCGGGUCGUGUUUCGCGAAUCGCGAUGGUACGUGACAUGCACUCUGCAGUAUUGAGCGUGUGUCUUGAGAGUUGAGUGGGUGGUAGCAUGGAGCACGUCCGGGUGUUGGAAGUCGAGAAGUAUUACUUUUAUUGCAUGUUUGUGUGGCGA